GGGAAGAUGCGGAGCAAAGGCAGGAAGGAGAGCCUGUCCGACUCCCGGGACCUGGACGGCUCCUACGACCAGCUCACGGGCAACCCGCCGGGCCAAACUAAAAAAGCGCUGAAGCAGCGAUUCCUCAAACUGCUGCCCUGCUGCCGGCCCAAAUCCAUCCCCUCGCUCAGCGAAAACAGUGUUGAAGAUGAGUUUGAGCUCUCCACCGUCUGCCACCGCCCUGAGGGGCUGGAGCAGCUCCAGGAGCAGACCAAAUUCACCCGCAAAGAGUUGCAGGUCCUGUACCGAGGCUUCAAGAAUGAGUGCCCAAGUGGCAUCGUUAAUGAAGAAAACUUCAAGCAGAUCUACUCACAGUUCUUCCCCCAGGGAGACUCCAGCACAUACGCCACCUUCCUCUUCAACGCCUUCGACACUGACCACGAUGGCUCCGUCAGCUUCGAGGACUUUGUGUCUGGGCUGUCCAUCAUCCUGCGGGGCACCAUUGAUGACCGCCUGAACUGGGCCUUCAAUUUGUAUGACCUGAACAAAGAUGGCUGCAUCACCAAAGAGGAAAUGCUGGACAUCAUGAAGUCCAUCUACGACAUGAUGGGCAAAUACACCUACCCAGCCAUGCGGGAGGAAGCACCCCGGGAGCAUGUGGAGAACUUCUUCCAGAAAAUGGACCGAAACAAAGACGGAGUGGUGACAAUCGAGGAGUUCCUGGAGUCCUGCCAGAAGGACGAGAACAUCAUGCGGUCCAUGCAGCUCUUCGACAACGUGAUUUAGCUCCCGGACCUGCCUCCAGCCGAGCUCUCCUGCUGCCGGGCCCAGAACCUGCUUCUCUCUUGACUUUUCCUUUGAGCCUCCCGCCGCCGGCUGCACAGGCACCCGAAGGGAAGGGGCCUCCGCUGCCGGAGACGCAGGCGGUGACGGGACGUUCCCUUCCCCGGGGCCGGCUCUGCUUUCAUGGGGGAUCCCAAGCAGGCGCUCCCAGACAUCGGAGCGUGGGCACAACCGGCACAGGGCAAGCAUUUGGCCCGGACGGACCUCCCCGCACCCUGUCCCCGGAGGGGAAGCUGCAGCCUGGGGCUGCGGCAGAGGAGGCUUCUCGCGCGCGCAGCGUCCCGCGCAGCCACGGCUCCCGCGUCCCGCGACCCUCCCCAGCCCCGGAGCCCCAGCACGGGCCCCAGCCGAGACCCUCCAGCGACACCGUCUAGGAACCAAGAGAGUCUUGCCGGCGCCAUCGGCGCCUCCGCUCCCCGUCCCGCCACCCCAGCCGUGCCCUGACGCCCGGCCCGUUCUCCCGCCGUGGCUGUGCCCCCCGGGCGAGCGCCCGCCCGGGGGAGGGCGCGGGAGCUCCCCGCGUGGGGCCCGUCCUGCCUGCACGACCCGCCGUGUCCUUCACUGCGGCAGUGACGUCCACAGGCCAAGGAGCCCACGCCGACCCCAGAGAGCCCUCCAAGCACGGAGGAUGUAGCCGGAGCCCAGCAGCCCCCAGCCCGGCUCGGCUGCCCCACAGCAGAUGUGGGGCUGGCAUCGCGCCGCCAAGGGCCGGCGACGCCUGGCAUCGGUGGGAAAGGGCUGAGCAAGGCCAGAGGGUCCAUGCUGGGCCAAGCCCCCAGACCCAGGUUGAGCCCCUGGUGUCAGAGCCGCUAGAAACGCCCCCCCCUCAACGGGGCCCUGAGCCAAAGCUAUGGGGCUGCCCCCCAGCAGGACAAUUCCUGGCCCAGCCCUUGCAGACCUGGUAUGGGUUUUUUUAUUAUUAUUUUUGUCUUGGGUUCAGUCCGUCCAUCUCAGAGUCCUGUUCCUGGGUUCGCCGUGGGGCUGAGCACCCAGCCACAGCCUCCCGACGGCGGCAGCGCAGGCGUCCCACGCCUUACCUCUCCUGCCUCCCUCGCCCCCCCCCGCCACUCGCCCCCCUUCCUUCCUCCCAGGGCUCCCAGCCAUCCCCCCCCCCACCGUCCUCCCCACCACCACCACGCGGAGCAGAUGCCGCCUCCCCCCUCACGCUGCAGGUCGCAUGGUGUGUGACCCCCCCCCCACCCCCCCCCCACCCCAGGGCAUGGUGACCCACAACCCGCUUGGUAUCUCCAGUCUGUAUAUUUUGUAUUAUAACAAUAAUAUGGGUUAAAAAAAAAAAGACAAUAAAAUCUAACCACAAUC
This is a messenger RNA of Rhea pennata, 2142 nucleotides long. It is a transcript of the gene KCNIP2, whose product is annotated as potassium voltage-gated channel interacting protein 2. The record is from RefSeq and is a predicted model, not a curated record. Gene Ontology annotation, cellular component: voltage-gated potassium channel complex. Gene Ontology annotation, molecular function: calcium ion binding; potassium channel regulator activity. The coding region runs from base 7 to 765 and encodes 252 amino acids. The transcript has 9 exons. Lineage: Eukaryota; Metazoa; Chordata; Aves; Rheiformes; Rheidae. Gene Ontology annotation, biological process: regulation of potassium ion transmembrane transport.